AUGCAGUGGGUGUCCCUACUGCUUCUGGCUGGGCUUUGCUCCAUCUCCUGGGCCCAGUAUGAAGAUGACACUCAUUGGUGGUUCCACUACCUCCGAAGCCAGCAGUCAACAUACUACGAUCCCUAUGACCCGUAUGAGCCUUAUGAGCCCUAUCCCUACGGAGUGGAAGAAGGUCCUGCCUAUGCCUAUGGCAGCCAGCCUCCCUCGGACCCCCGUGAUUGCCCCCAAGAAUGUGACUGCCCUCCCACCUUCCCCACUGCUAUGUAUUGUGACAACAGAAACCUCAAGUACCUGCCUUUUGUCCCUUCUCGAAUGAAGUAUGUCUAUUUCCAGAACAACCAGAUUUCAGCCAUCCAGGAUGCCGUCUUUGACAAUGCCACUGGACUGCUCUGGAUCGCUCUCCAUGGCAACCAGAUCACCAGUGAUAAGGUGGGCAGGAAGGUCUUCUCCAAGCUGAAGCACCUAGAGAGGCUGUACCUGGACCACAACAACCUGACCCGGAUGCCUGGCCCCCUGCCCCGAUCCCUGAGAGAGCUCCAUCUCGACCACAACCAAAUCUCCCGAGUCCCCAACAAUGCUCUGGAAGGGCUGGAGAACCUGACAGCCCUGUACCUCCAGCACAAUGAGAUCCAAGAGGUGGGGACUGCAAUGAGGGGCCUCCGAUCUCUGAUCAUGCUGGAUCUGAGUUAUAACCACCUCCGGAGGCUGCCAGAUGGACUGCCUGCAGCCCUGGAACAGCUGUACCUUGAGCACAAUAACGUCUACACCGUUCCAGAUAGUUAUUUCCGGGGGUCACCCAAGUUACUCUACGUGAGACUGUCUCACAAUAGUCUUACCAACAAUGGUCUGUCCACCAAUACCUUCAAUGCCAGCAGCCUCCUUGAACUCGACCUCUCCUACAACCAGCUGCAGAAGAUACCUCCAGUCAAUACCAACCUGGAGAAUCUCUAUCUUCAAGGCAAUCGGAUCAAUGAGUUCUCCAUCAGUAGCUUCUGCACUGUGGUUGAUGUCGUGAACUUCUCCAAGCUCCAGGUGCUGAGACUGGAUGGCAAUGAGAUCCAGCGCAGCGCUGUACCUGUUGAUGCCCCACUUUGCCUUCGCCAGGCCAGCCUCAUUGAGAUCUGA
Trichosurus vulpecula (common brushtail) is the source of this 1125-nucleotide messenger RNA. It is a transcript of the gene FMOD, whose product is annotated as fibromodulin. Bases 1 to 1125 code for a protein of 374 amino acids. The transcript is spliced from 2 exons. The record is from RefSeq and is a predicted model, not a curated record. Lineage: Eukaryota; Metazoa; Chordata; Mammalia; Diprotodontia; Phalangeridae. Gene Ontology annotation, molecular function: protein binding.